CCCUGUGAAUUAACAUCAAAGAAGAGGAAGAAACUAAAUAUUGCAAUUUGGUUUAUUUGUGUAAAUCCAAAUUGCAAACAAACGUUCGAUUACAAUAUGGCUGGAGAAGUGACUGUAGAUGCGUUACCAUACAUAGACCAAGGAUACGAUGACGCUGGAGUUCGGGAAUCGGCUCUUGCCAUGGUCGAAGAAGAAUGCCGGCGUUAUAGGCCGACCAAGAAUUAUCUCGAUCACUUGCCACCAUUAAACGCAAAUGCUUUCGAAACCGAAUUAAUGGCUAGCGAAUUUGAGCGCAUACAAAAUCGCAAGCCAAUGGAAACUCUAAGUAUGAAACGUUAUGAAUUGCCUCCGCCACCGUCUGGCAAACUGUCCGAAGUGACUGCUUGGCAGGAAUCCAUAGAAAAUUCAAUGGCACAAUUAGAACAUCAGUGGGUACGUGCAAUGAAUCUCGAGUUAAUGCUUGACUAUGGCAUUGAAUCGUGGAAAGCAUACUUAGAAGUGAUAGCCGCGCUUCAAGCUAAAACUCUAAUACAGUUACAAGAAUCAAAAAAACAAAUACAAGAUAUUAAUUGGCAACGAAAACAAGCACAGACCCAAGCUGGAGAAAAGCUAAAAACUUUAGAGGCCAAUUGGGUACUUUUGGUGUCUAAAAAUUAUGAAAUCGAGCAAAAGUGCGCUGAAUUAGAAGAACAAUUGCAAAAGGGACGUGUAGAAAUUGAAAAAUUAAAAACAAAAAAGCAAACAUCUCUGACCAAUGGGAACGCGUAAGGUUUUGAAAGUACAGUAGUAAUAAAAUGUUGUUAAUUUUAAAA
This is a messenger RNA of Anastrepha ludens (Mexican fruit fly), 812 nucleotides long. RefSeq names its product pre-mRNA-splicing factor SPF27 (gene BCAS2). NCBI's taxonomy places the organism in Eukaryota, Metazoa, Arthropoda, Insecta, Diptera, Tephritidae. The transcript is spliced from 2 exons. Gene Ontology annotation, biological process: mRNA processing. The record is from RefSeq and is a predicted model, not a curated record. The coding region runs from base 97 to 768 and encodes 223 amino acids. Gene Ontology annotation, cellular component: catalytic step 2 spliceosome; Prp19 complex; precatalytic spliceosome.